This is a messenger RNA of Paramormyrops kingsleyae, 2944 nucleotides long. NCBI's taxonomy places the organism in Eukaryota, Metazoa, Chordata, Actinopteri, Osteoglossiformes, Mormyridae. The record is from RefSeq and is a predicted model, not a curated record.
GGCUUUCUUCCGGCCCGGACAUUGCAGGCUGCCCGGGGUUGUACGCUUGACGCAGCCUUCCGCUUCUCCGCCUCCUCGACAUAAGGAACUAGGCUGUCGCCUAGGGGCGGCACAACUGCUCACUAUUACUGCGCUGACGUCUAAGCCCAAACCAGCAGAGAUGUCACAGAGAAGGUCCGGAAAUAAAGCUUCAGAGGAUAUGGACACCCAGGUCGAGCAAUCAAUCAUCCGCAUUCCUCCCCACCACUAUAUCCAUGUCCUGGAUCAGAAUACGAAUAUCGCCAGAGUGGAGGUGGGGCCUCGCACCUACAUCCGACAGGACAACGAAAGAGUGCUGUUCGCACCCCUGCGCAUGACCAUGGUGCCCCCCCGCCACUACUGCGUGGUCCUGAACCCCGUGGUCCGUGAUGACCAAGGCCAGGUCCAGUUUGACCAGCUGGGCCAGGCCAAGCUGCGUCACGCCGACCUGGAGAUCCGCCUGGCCCAGGACCCCUUCCCUCUCUACCCAGGGGAGCAAAUCCAGCAGGACGUGACGCCGCUGCAGAUCGUCUUCCCAAACACAGCACUGCGCCUCCAGGCGCUGCUGGAUUUUGAGGAUGAGGAUGACGAGAAGCGGCUGGCUGGGGAUGAGUGGCUCUUCGAGGGCCCAGGGACCUACAUACCCCGGAAGGAGGUGGAGGUGCUGGAGACGGUGAAGGCCACGGUGAUCAGGGAAAACCAGGCCAUCCGUCUCCGAGCCCGCAAGGAAGGCACAGACAGGGGGGGCGUCCACAGGGUCACAGGGGAGGAGUGGAUGGUGAAAAAGGUGGGAGCAUACCUGCCAGGGGUCUAUGAGGAGGUGAUGGACAUCGUCAAUGCUUUCAUCCUGACCGACAAGAAAGCACUGCAUGUGCGUGCCCUGCGCCCAUUCCGCGAUGCGGGCGGUCGCGAGCGCCGCACGGGGGAGGAGUGGCUGGUAACGGUGGCCGAUCGCGAGGCGCACAUUCCGUCGGUGGCCGAGGAGGUGGUGGGUGUGGUGGAUGUGACCACGCUGAGCAGCCGGCAAUACUGCGUCAUCCUGGACCCCGUGGGGGGUGAUGGGAAGCCCCAGCUGGGCCAGCGGAAGGUGGUCAAGGGCGAGCGCUCCUUCUUCCUGCAGCCUGGCGAGCAUCUGGAGAACGGAAUCCAAGACAUCUACAUCCUGUCUGCAGAGGAGGGGCUGGUUCUCCGGGCUUUGGAGGCUUUCAUGGAUACCGAGGCAGUGGAGGAGGAUGAACUGAAGGAAGAGGGGGUGAGCCAGUCGAAAAAAGGUGGGGUGGUCCGUCGCCCCGGCGACCGCUGGAUGCUGCAGGGCCCCAUCGAAUAUGUGCCUCCGGUCACCGUGGAGGUGCUGAUGCGCCGGCAGGCCAUCCCACUGGACGAGAAUGAGGGAAUCUACGUGCGGGACAUCAGGACGGGGAAGGUCCGUGCCGUGAUUGGUCACACCUACAUCCUGACCCAAGACGAGGAGCUGUGGGAGAAGGAGCUCCCGGACAAGGUGGAGACGCUCCUGGGCUCGGGCCGGGACGCCCUGGCAGACCGCUCACACAGGGGGGGUCCAAAUGAGGACAGGAUGCCGAGGGACAAGACCCGGGUGGUGUCCUACCGGGUGCCCCACAAUGCCGCCGUGCAGGUGUACGACUACAGGGAGAAGACGGCCAGGGUGGUGUUCGGGCCUGAGAUGGUGAUGCUGGGACCAGAUGAGCAGUUCACGGUGCUGUCGCUGUCUGGGGACAAGCCCAAACGGCCAAACGUCAUCAAGGCGCUGUGCCUACUGCUGGGGCCCGACUUCUGCACCGACAUCAUCACCAUCGAGACUGCCGACCACGCCCGCCUGCAGCUCCAACUCUCCUACAACUGGCACUUUGACAUCAAGCCGCAGUCAGACCCGGCACAGGCAGCGACCCUCUUCUCGGUGCCGGACUUUGUGGGCGACGCCUGCAAGGCCAUCGCGUCCCGGGUGCGAGGAGCUGUGGCGUCCGUGCAGUUCGACGACUUCCACAAGGUGCUCCCUCCCACGCCAGGCCUGGCAUGUCGCCCCCUGAACAGACUGACUGAUUCCCUGCCCCCCCUUGUUCUCUCUCUUGAUGAAAGCAUCUUCACAGGUCCUGGCCUGGCUGCCCUGUACAUCAAUAGCCCCACACCCUCGCUGACCACGCCCACCUCUCUCCACAGCCACGAGGCUGAGCGGCUGGAGCAGGAGGCCAAGGGCCGCCUGGAGCGCCAGAAGAUCAUGGACCAGGCGGAGGCUGAGCGGGCCCGCAAGGAGCUGCUGGAGCUGGAGGCGCUCAGCGCGGCUGUGGAGAGUACCGGUGCGGCCAAGGCCGAAGCCCAGUCCCGCGCCGAGGCAGCCCGCAUCCAGGGCGAGGCGGCCGUCGAGGAGGCCAAGCUCAAGGUGGAAGCCCUCAGGAUCGAGGGGGAGGCGGAGCUGGCCCGUCUGGCCAAGGCACGCGAACAGGAACUGAACUACAAGCUGCAGCUGAACCAGCAGGAGUGGCAGAAGCAGGAGAAGCUGGCACAGAUUGAGAUGGUGCGCUUCAAGGACAUGAUGCAGAGCCUGGGCGCCGACACCCUCAAGGAGAUGUCCAGGGCAGGACCUGAGCUACAGGUGAAGCUGCUCCAGUCACUGGGUCUUAAAUCCACCCUGAUUACAGAUGGGUCAGCUCCCAUCAACCUCUUCAGUACCGCGAGCGGCCUGCUGGGUAACCUGCAGGGCAAGGUGGAGUGAGACGACGGGAAGGGAGGAACUGUCCAGCCAGUGUGGAAACCAAAGCCGAAUAUGCCUGCUGCCCAGAAGUGCUCCGAAACACUACCCUGAUACUGAUAUGCUACUUACAGGGAAAAGCCUCAUUGUUCAGAUUGUGCCUUAAGAUGUAACCUUUAAACAUAAAUAUAAGCAAGUAUAAAAUCUCCAUUGAAGCAGUCA